Molecule: messenger RNA, 4823 nt
Organism: Engraulis encrasicolus (European anchovy)
Lineage: Eukaryota; Metazoa; Chordata; Actinopteri; Clupeiformes; Engraulidae
Gene: osbp
Product: oxysterol binding protein
Exons: 16
Coding region: 127-2433 (768 amino acids)
Cellular component (GO): intracellular membrane-bounded organelle; cytosol; plasma membrane
Molecular function (GO): sterol binding
Source: RefSeq, a predicted model, not a curated record
UGGGCGGAAUAAGUCUGCCCUCUGAAUCGCACCCGAGCUAGUUAGUGGACAUAGCAGACUUCCUUCUUUCCAAGGGACUGUGUUGAAAGGCCUCAACCUCACACUGUGAAGCCACGGGCUAUCGUGAUGUCGGAGCCCAAGGCCCCCACUCCGACACCUGGAGACACUUACAAAGGUUGGCUUUUUAAAUGGACAAAUUACAUCAAGGGUUACCAACGGCGAUGGUUCGUCUUGAGCAAUGGUUUGCUCUCAUAUUACAGGACCCAAGCAGAGAUGGGUCACACAUGCCGUGGCACUAUAAACCUGGCCACAGCCAACAUAGUUGUGGAGGACUCCUGCAACUUCAUCAUCUCCAAUGGGGGAGCACAGACCUACCACCUGAAGGCCAGCUCUGAGGUGGAGAGGCAGCGCUGGAUCACUGCCCUGGAGCUGGCCAAGGCCAAGGCUGUGCGGAUGCAAGCAGAGUCAGAUGACUCUGGCGAUGAGUGCCCCAUGUCUCCUGCCCCGGCGGGCCAGAGUGGGGGGCCGUCCCGUAACUCGGAGGUCCAGUCCACGCUGCGCACCCUCGGCAGCAAGGUGGAGGACCUCAGCACCUGUAACGACCUCAUCGCCAAACAUGGUUCCGCUCUGCAGAGGUCCCUGUCAGAGCUCGAGGGGGUGAAACUUGUUGGCGAUACGGGUGACAAGAUUCGGCAGGUGACGGAGCGAGCCACUCUCUUCCGCAUCACCUCCAAUGCUAUGAUCAAUGCCUGUCGGGACUUCCUGUCCCUGGCGCAGGCCCACAGCAAGCGGUGGCAGAAGGCGCUGCAGGCAGAGCGGGAGCAGCGUGUGCGGCUGGAGGAGACGCUGGAGCAGCUGGCCAAGCAGCACAACCACUUGGAGAGGGCCUUCAGGGGAGCCACCGUGCUGCCCGCCGCGCAGGGCAACGCAGUCACCGACGGGGGCAAAGGAGGACCAAGCUCUGGCAAGGGAGACGCCAGCGAUGAGGAUGAUGAGAAUGAGUUCUUCGAUGCCAUGGAGGAUCCGCAGGAGUUCAUCACUGUUCCUGCUGACCCCAAAUACCACAGGAGAUCGGGCAGCAAUGUCAGCGGAAUCAGCAGUGAGAUUGGAAUGGAUGACCAAUCACUUGAUGAGCAGUCGCUAGCCUCAAACCCCGAGUCUCCACAGUCUCAGGAGCUGGAGCCGGUGAAGAAGAGGCGGACGCGCAUCCCAGACAAGCCCAACUACUCCCUCAACCUCUGGAGCAUCAUGAAGAACUGCAUCGGCAAGGAGCUGUCCAAGAUCCCCAUGCCUGUGAACUUCAACGAGCCCAUCUCCAUGCUGCAGCGUCUCUCUGAGGACCUGGAGUACUCGGAGCUCCUGGACAAGGGCGCUAAGUGCCAGAGCUCGCUGGAGCAGCUGUGCUACGUGGCCGCCUUCACCGUCUCCUCCUACUCCACCACUGUGCACCGCACCGGCAAGCCCUUCAACCCCCUGCUGGGGGAGACCUUCGAGCUGGACCGCCGCUACGAGAGUGGCUACCGCUCUCUCUGUGAACAGGUGAGCCACCACCCACCAGCGGCAGCCCACCAUGCCAUCUCAGAACGAGGCUGGACACUGAGACAAGAGAUCACCCUCGCCAGCAAGUUCAGGGGCAAAUACCUCUCCAUCAUGCCUCUAGGUUCUAUUCACUGUAUUUUUGAGAAAAGCAACAAUCACUACACCUGGAAAAAAGUCACGACCACUGUGCACAACAUCAUCGUUGGCAAACUCUGGAUAGACCAGUCAGGAGAAAUAGAUAUUAUUAACCAUCAGACGGGAGACCGAUGCCAUCUUAAGUUCGCCCCAUACAGCUACUUCUCGAGGGAUGUGGCCAGAAAGGUGACGGGCGUGGUAGCUGACAAGGAGGGAAAGGCACACUACGUUCUGUCGGGCACAUGGGACGAAAAGAUGGAGUUCUCCCGUGUCAUGCAAAGCAGCCGGGGAGGCGAGAACGGUACAGAGGGCCGCCAGAAGACUGUCUACCAAACACUUAAGGCCCGCGAGAUCUGGAAAAAGAACCCACUGCCGGAAGGGGCUGAGAACAUGUACUACUUCUCCGAGCUGGCAUUGACGCUGAACGAGCCCGAGGACGGCGUGGCCCCCACGGACAGCCGGCGGCGGCCAGACCAGCGUCUGAUGGAGCAGGGCCGCUGGGAGGAGGCCAACGCCGAGAAGCAGCGCCUGGAGGAGAAGCAGCGGACCGUGCGCCGCGAGCGGGAACGGGAGGCCGCCCGCACCGCCAACCCAGACGACGAGGGAGAGGCUGCCCACCAAGACAACUACAAGGCCAUGUGGUUCGACCGGACGCACGACGCCCUCACCAACGAGGAGACGCACGUCUACAAGGGUGGCUACUGGGAGGCCAAAGACGGCAGCGGCUGGGAAGACGUCUGCCCUCCUGACAUCUUCUGAGCACCUCAGGUGGCAUCGGAAUACCUUAGUGUGUCCAACACCUCAGCAGAGGACUCUCUGGAUAUAUCAAAAACUUAACACAAAAACUAUCGAAAAGCCCCUACCUACCCAACCCUUCCCACUCUCACACUGUCUUCUGCUUUCCAUGUUGGGUGGUGGCACCAUGCAAAUACGAGCAGGGAGCGGUCAGGCCAGUAAGGCAGGAGCCGCUUGGCUUGCUGUGCCUUCCUCACCUUUUGAGGAGCAAGAAACGUGUAAACCAUACACACCAGUAACAACUCUGACUGACUAAUCCUCAUCCUGACCACCAAAGGCCCUCAGCCCUGUUCUUGCUCUCGUGUUUCCCUCCAUUCUUCUUUUCCCCUCUUUGUGCUUUGAUGGAAGAGGGUCGUGCUCUUGUAGAUGGACUUCGUAGACCUACAGAUUAUCACACUGUUAUUGCUGAGUCAGUGCAUCUCGAAAAUGCACAGUAUGAUUGAGUCUCUGAGGUUGAGGAGCCGCCCCCCGGCCCUUCCCCAACCGUUUGACUCAAACUUCACUACUUGACCCUUGUUCUCCACUUUUAUGGAGUUAUUGGACUUUUCCCUGAGAAAAGGGAGAAGAGGGUGUCGCAUAUGAAGGGAUUUAAGACAACAUUGUUUGUGUGAGUGAGUGUGAGCGAGCGAGAGUGUGCCUGUCUGUCUGUGUGUCUUUCUAAACUUCUCGUCAUUGUAACUGUGUCUCCUGCCUAUGUUUGCACACACACCUUUGUUUGGUGUAAGAAAGGGACCUCUGCACAGCACUUGCCCGUCGGCCACCUAUCACCUGCUACGGAUACACAUUUGCCCAGUGGUAGAGGAAGCGGUAGCAACAACUAAGCUUCCUUUUUUUUCUUAAUGUUUUUUUUUGUUUUUUGGAAAACCCCUACAUUUUCCACCAGCAGCAGGGUCUCUCUUACUUGUCACCCAAACCAACAAGACUUCUCUCUACCACCAGGCAGUGUUCUCCACUACCUGGAGUAACUGCCAAGGCCCUGACUGACACGGCACGGGGGUGCCAAUAAGGGCCUGUGUGUAUGCACAAAAAGGAGAUGAGACAGAAACAGAAACGCAAAGAUACAACUCCCUGUUCUCUGGUAUUUUUUUUUUUUCAACUUUAUGUAUCGUUGCUGAAGUGUCACAUUAUCUGUGGUGUGUGUCUGAAAUGCUGAACACUCAGUGUGAGGUGUGCAACAUGAAGAAAAAAAAAUCAAGAAGGGACAGAACGAAAAACUACUCGGUAUAUUUACUACUCAUGAUAUUAUGGUAUAUUUUACAUCAUAUUAUGGUCAUCCUCAAUGGAGGUCCUAACAAACUUGGUUGAAGGGCAGGUGGGAGGUGGGGCAGAUUUAGCUGAGGCCCUGACUGUCUUGGAGGGACAUAGCUGGGUCAUGUGUGCCUUGGCACUGUGUCUGCGGAGGAGGUUGGCCUGCCCCCAUCCCUGUGAGGGUGGGUGGGGCGGUGUGGUGUGGGUAAGUGCUGCGUUAUGUCUGGACAAGUGUCGUCAGUACCAGACCCAGGAGUGUUGGUGUGUUUGUGAGUUUCAUGUGGAAUGUUGACAACUGUAAAAACAAAUUGUGUGUGUGUCUGUGUGUGUGCGCGUGCGUGGUGGGCAUGUGUGAUGUUUCGUGUGUUUAUUGUACGUUCUGAGAAGAACAAAAAAUCACAUUAUUUUCAAGUGUACUUAAGGAGAGAAAAAAAAACAAAGAACACAAAGCGUGUGUGUGUGUGUGUGCGUGUGUAUAUAUAAUGAAGUAAUAAUUAUAAUAUUAAAAUAUGACACUCAUAGUUAGAACUAUAAUUACAAUAAUGGCAGUGUUGAUGUGUUUGGAAGGUGAUUUAUUUUUACCUUUUCGCUGUCAUUCUUUUUUUUCUGUCUGGUGGGGUGAUCACUCUUACUUUCUCACUGGUAUGUCUAAUAGAGGGCUUUUUGCAAUUGCAGACAAUUUGGGUUUCUUCAGUUGGUUCCCCUCAUCAACGUCACUUUCCUCUUUUUUUAAGACAUGGACAUAUAUGAUCAUCUGCUGGUCUUUCCCAUUCAUUUUCUGUUUCUGCUGCUUUGUGUAAGAAAAAAAUAAUGAUAUAUUUUGAGUUUACAUUUUUUUUCUGUCUUUGUUUUUAAUUUUCUUUGCAUUUUCCAUUGACUCUCCCCCCCUCCCCCCAUCUCUCAUUUUGUCAUUCCAUUCCUUCUUCCUGUUCUGUUUUACACUGUCUGCUGUCUAUGUUCCUCUGGUCUUUUUGUCAUUAUGUAUUGCCUCUGCCGUCUGUUUUUGGUGCGGAAUGUCCAGAUUGUAACAUUGGCACUAGGUGAGGUGAGGAGGAUGUAAUAAAGUAAGACUGGAGGAAAAGGUUCAUAAAACGCUGCAAUCUUUA